UACGGGAAACUGGCUGCUUCUGGUUUCAGCACUGAAAAUACAGUAAGACUAGAGGAGAACACAAAGAAGAGCUCUCGGACGCUUUAUGCUGUCGACGAUCGGAGCCAGAUCCCUUAGAAGAAGAGUUUGGACGGUAUGCAAAGUUGUGAAAUAUCUUCAGACAGCACUGAUGAUCCCCUCUGUAGUGGCUUGCAGAAAAAUCGACAACCUCGAAUAGUAGUGAUUGGUGCUGGCCUGGCAGGGCUUGCAGCGACUAAAACCCUCCUGGAAAACGGCUUCACCAAUGUCACUGUCCUAGAGGCAUCUGACCGCAUUGGAGGAAGAGUACAAAGUGUACAACUUGGACACGCUACCUUGGAACUUGGAGCUACCUGGAUUCACGGAGCCAAUGGCAAUCCUAUCUUUCACCUGGCAGAGGACAAUGGCCUACUUGAAGAGACAACAGACGAGGAGAGGAGUGUCGGCCGCAUUAGCCUCUACGCCAAGAAUGGCGUGGCUCACUACCUCACCAACGCCGGUGGGAGGAUCCCCAAGGACCUGGUUGAGGAAUUCAGCGAUGUAUACAACGAGGUCUACGAGCUGACUCAGGAGUUUUUCCAAAGUGGGAAACCAGUUGGUGCCGAGAGCCAAAACAGUGUUGGCAUAUUCACACGGGAUGUGGUGCGCCAACGCAUCAGACUGGAUCCAGAUGAUUCAGAGAUCUCCAAGAAGCUCAAACUCGCCAUGCUGCAGCAGUAUUUGAAGGUGGAAAGCUGUGAGAGCAGUUCCCCCAGCAUGGACGAGGUCUCGUUGAGCGAGUUCGGGGAGUGGACAGAGAUCCCGGGAGCCCACCACGUCAUCCCCAGCGGCUUCAUCAAGAUUGUGGAGCUCCUGGCACGAGAUAUCCCCAAGAGGGUCCUGCAGCUUCAAAAGCCCAUCCGCUGCGUGCACUGGAACCGGUCAGUGCACAAUGAGAUCGCAGAGAGCGAAGACCACAACAGUGACCACCGGUGCCAGGGCUACCCCGUCUACGUGGAGUGCGAGGACUGCGAGUUAAUCCCUGCUGACCACGUCAUCGUCACAGCCUCACUGGGCGUCCUGAAGAAAAGUAAUGAGGCCCUGUUCAGCCCUGGACUGCCUGAGGACAAGGUGAUGGCCAUUGAGAAGCUGGGGAUCAGCACCACUGAUAAGAUCUUCCUGGAGUUCUCAGAGCCCUUCUGGAGCCCAGAGUGCAAUAGCAUCCAGUUUGUGUGGGAGGACGAAGCACUGCUUGAGAACCUCACCUACCCGGAGGAACUCUGGUACAAAAAGAUCUGCAGCUUCGAUGUUCUGUACCCACCUGAGCGCUACGGUUACAUGCUGAGUGGCUGGAUUUGUGGCGAUGAGGCCCUCACCAUGGAGAAAUGUGAUGAUGAGACCGUAGCAGAGACUUGCGCUGAACUGCUGCGGAGAUUUACAGGGAACCAAAACAUUCCGAAACCUCGUAGGAUCCUGCGCUCAUCCUGGGGAAGCAAUCCGCACUUCCGCGGGUCCUACUCCUUCACGCGUGUGGGCUCCACCGGGACUGACGUGGAGAAGCUUGCCAUGCCUCUGCCUUACACCGAGAGCACAAAAGCACCUCCUCUGCAGGUGUUGUUUGCUGGAGAAGCGACCCACAGGAAGUUUUACUCCACUACCCAUGGUGCUUUGUUGUCUGGUCAGAGAGAGGCUGCUCGCCUCAUUGAGCUGUAUCAAGACCUGUACAGUGCAGAAACUGCUAAGCCUAACCUUUAAAGAACCACGGACUAGUGAUACAAUUGUGUGUCUGAUUUUAUCUUUUUAUAUUUAGUGGGACAUCUUUUUUUUUUUUAUUCACUU
This is a messenger RNA of Polyodon spathula (Mississippi paddlefish), 1836 nucleotides long. Its product is annotated as spermine oxidase-like. The transcript is spliced from 7 exons. Lineage: Eukaryota; Metazoa; Chordata; Actinopteri; Acipenseriformes; Polyodontidae. Gene Ontology annotation, molecular function: polyamine oxidase activity. Bases 136 to 1752 code for a protein of 538 amino acids. The record is from RefSeq and is a predicted model, not a curated record.